UCUUUCAUUUUCAUUUUCAUUGUCAUUCCUAAACCUCUGCAUUCAAAUACAGAUCCUUUCACAUAAUUACUUAGUAUUUCACAAAAUGGAAGAAGAAUACCAAGAAUCCGAGAUUAUGUUUUCCGACACCCAUCUAUCAAACUCUUACCUCCAAGUUAGCUGGAGCACUAAUCAGCUGCGAAAGAAGCCCAAACAACGUCGUCGAAACAGAGGAGGGAAAUCCCCGCCGUUGGAUAUACCGGCUACCAGCCGGUAUAAUGAAAUGACGGGCUAUGGUAUUAAUUAUUAUGAUGACGACGACGAUGAAGAUGAAGAUGAUGAAAACUUAAGGUUGCCGCCACAUUUGAUCGUAGCGCGUAGAAUAAACAAUAACGACAAUAACGUGAGCAGGAAAAUGGCGUGUUCAAUUUGUAUACAAGAUGAGAAAGGGAGAAUUCUCAAGGGUAGAAAUUUGUGUCAAGUUAGGAACUCAAUUCUACGCCUUACCGGUUUCUAUGAAACGUGACCGUUUUUAUCAUCUCUUCACUUACUACGUAAUUCAUUGGAAUACCAUUCCUUAUUAAUUUUUAUUAGACACGCAAACUAAUUUAUUAGUUAAAUUAGGGUCUUAGGAUUAUCAAAUUCAUAAAACAUACGACAAUUACAUUGAAUAUAUUUUAUUGUUGUAUAAGCGAGAUGUUUCAGGAUUGAUCGGAAAGCAUUUGUAAUUUAUUUAUUGUUUUGUACAACUAUUGUUUAUAAAUGAAUAAAUGUCUAUAUACUGCUUCAAAUUUAA
This is a messenger RNA of Spinacia oleracea (spinach), 775 nucleotides long. RefSeq names its product protein S40-1. The record is from RefSeq and is a predicted model, not a curated record. Lineage: Eukaryota; Viridiplantae; Streptophyta; Magnoliopsida; Caryophyllales; Amaranthaceae. The transcript has a single exon. Bases 86 to 505 code for a protein of 139 amino acids.